Artibeus jamaicensis (Jamaican fruit-eating bat) is the source of this 364-nucleotide messenger RNA. RefSeq names its product EKC/KEOPS complex subunit LAGE3-like. Gene Ontology annotation, cellular component: EKC/KEOPS complex. Bases 46 to 324 code for a protein of 92 amino acids. The record is from RefSeq and is a predicted model, not a curated record. NCBI's taxonomy places the organism in Eukaryota, Metazoa, Chordata, Mammalia, Chiroptera, Phyllostomidae. The transcript is spliced from 3 exons.
CCAGCUGGAGAGGCCUCUGAUUUCAACAGAGACCUGGGAAGCCAGAUGCAGGAGUUCACCCUCACGGUGCCCUUCCUGUCUGACGUGGAUGCCGAGGUGGCACUCAGGUUCCUCAUGCCAGGUGCUGAACUCUACUGUGGGAAAGUUCUUUGGGAGCUCUCAGUGACUGGCAGGGACCUGUUUAUCCGAUUGACUGCUGAAGACUCUGAGCUCCUGCAAAUUUCCACUUACUCCUUGCUCAUCCAGCUCCUCAUAGUGGUGCAGAUCAUGCAGAACAUUGUGCCCCCUGCUUUUGCUAACUUUGAGCCCAAAAGAGGAGACUGAAGCUACAAAGUUGUCUCCACCUAGGUGGUACAUGCUUCCC